CUGGGUCUUGAAUGAAUGAGGAGUUCUAUUUUCCUCCUGACUUUAAGACAGCACUAACAGCCAUGGCUUCCUCCAGCUGUUCACUCACUGAUGAACAAAUGAAGUGUGGUAUCUGUCUGGCCGUGUUCACUGACCCAGUCACAACUUCAUGUGGACACAACUUCUGUGAAGUCUGUAUCGAUGCAUGCUGGGACAGUGGACAGAUCUUUGUGUGUCCAAUCUGUAAAAAAGAAUUUGAAACGAAGCCAGAACUGAAGAUUAAUACAGAGCUUGCAAAGGUUGUUGCUGAUCGUAUGAAGAUGCAAGAAAACACCAACAAAUCUAAUGUUGUAUGUGACUUCUGCCUUGGAAACAAACUAAGGGCAGUAAAGUCUUGUUUGCAGUGUAUGGCUUCCUAUUGUGAGACUCACCUGGAGAAUCACAAAACUGCACCCAGACGCAUGAGGCACAAACUGAUCAGUCCUGUGGAGAACCUGGAAGAUUACAUCUGUACCAGUCAUGAGAAACCACUGGAGAUAUUCUGCCGAGAUGAUCAGACCUUUCUGUGUCUGUUCUGCACUGAAACAGAACAUACGAGUCAUGACACUGUUUCAAUAGAGCAAGAGAAUUCACACAGGAGGAUUCAGUUGGGAGAGGAACAUAGAGAUGUCAAAAGGAUGAUCCAGGAAAGACAAAAGAAGAUUAAGCACAUUCAAAACAUAGCAAAGCGAAACAAGAAAAACGAUGAGCGAGAUAAAGAGUGCAGCGGUGAGCUCUUCACUACUCUGAUCCGCUCCAUUGAGAAAUGUCAGUCUGAACUGCUUGAUCUAUUGGAGGAGAAGCAGAAAGCAGCAGAGAACGAGGCAGAAGAUCUCAUGAAAGAGCUGGAGCAGGAGAUCACUGAAUUAAAGAAGAGAGACACUGAGCUGGAGCAAAUCUCACACACUGAGGAUCAUCUCCAUCUUCUUCAGACAUACUCAUCAUCUGCAUGCAGCCCUCUGCAAGUCAAGUCCUGGACCAACAUCAGCAUCAACACUGAUCUCAACACAGAAACCCUAAAGAAAACUUUUACCUGCCUCCAGGAGAAUGUCCAAAUGGAAGUGAAAAGGUUUUUUGAGACCACUCAACCUUCAGAUAUUCAAGAAUUCAACUUUUUACCAGUACCUACAUCUUCUGCAUCAGCGCUUGGAGAGAAUACUAUUGAAACAAACUCAGCGAAAGGCAUAUUUGUUUUCAGCAGCACAAAUACAGAUUCUCUUAUGAAGCUUUCUUUACCUGUACCUAAAAGUUCUCCAGCAAUGAAGAAAAAGAAUGAAUGUGUUCCAUUUGGCACACAGCAAGGCACCCUGACAGAUUUCUCUGAAACAAAAUCCAGCGAUGUUCUGAAAGAAGGAAAAAUCUACUUUACUCUGGGUAAAAUGGACAAAAGCACUUGCUCUCUGAAGAAAGAAGUAAAAAUGAAUAAAGUCAAGCUCGCAAACUUGGAUGUGGAUUUGAGUACAAUACAGAAACUUUAUGCAGUGGAUGUGAUUUUGGAUCCUAACACAGCUUACCCUAAACUUACUCUGUCUAAGGAUGGGAAACAAGUGAAGUAUAAUGGAACUUGGAUAGAUGUUCCGAAUAAUCCUGAGAGGUUUGAUUGCUCCGCUUGUGUCCUGGGAAGGGAUGGAUUUUCCUGUGGAAGAUUUUACUUUGAGGUGCAAGUUGGUGAUAAACCUGAAUGGGACAUAGGUGUAGCUAGCGACUCCAUUAACAAAAAGGGGAAAAUAACAGUGAGCCCAGACAAUGGGUUCUGGACAGUAUGGCUUAGAAAUGGAAAUAAAUACAUGGCUAAUGAAUCAAGCCCCAUUUCCCUUUGCCUAAACGAGAAGCCUGAGACGGUGGGGGUCUUUGUGGAUUAUGAGGAGGGUCUGGUCACUUUUUAUAAUGUUGAGACCAAGUCUCUUAUCUACUCCUUCACUGGUCAGUCUUUCAAUGAGAAACUCUAUGCAUUUCUCAGCCCUUGCAACAGUAGAGGAGGUGUGAACACAAAGCCUCUGAUCAUCUCCACCGACCCGCAGUGUACUUACUAACCCCCUUGAUACUAGUAUAGAGGUUUAGGGCUUGGUGACAUCCACUUCAGGUUUUUGAUUAUAUUUCAUAUAGUUUAACCCAUGUGCAUCAAUUUAAAAAACUCACACUUAGGCUGAAAAUGGACAAAAAUGUCCAUGUCCAAACACAGUCAUAAAAAUAUUAUAUAUACAUAUUUUUUCACACUUUCAAUGACUUCAUUUUUUUCACUAGAAUAAGUUCUUAUCAAAACUAUACCAAGCAUUCAUUCAUUUUUAGAAUUUUAACUCUUUAAAUACGAGUUUGAUUACAUGGUGACCCUGUU
Messenger RNA from Triplophysa rosa, 2353 nucleotides. Its product is annotated as nuclear factor 7, brain-like. Gene Ontology annotation, molecular function: zinc ion binding; protein binding. NCBI's taxonomy places the organism in Eukaryota, Metazoa, Chordata, Actinopteri, Cypriniformes, Nemacheilidae. The record is from RefSeq and is a predicted model, not a curated record. Bases 12 to 2051 code for a protein of 679 amino acids. The transcript is spliced from 8 exons.